Molecule: messenger RNA, 1041 nt
Organism: Aureobasidium subglaciale EXF-2481
Lineage: Eukaryota; Fungi; Ascomycota; Dothideomycetes; Dothideales; Saccotheciaceae
Exons: 2
Coding region: 1-1041 (346 amino acids)
Source: RefSeq, a predicted model, not a curated record
AUGUCACUCACAGCAGCCGAAACGAGUGAUAUUCCUGUGUGUUAUGCCAGUGUCUCGAUUGGCUGCAGAGAUGAACACACUCUCCCAAAGAAGCUGGAAGCAAUCUCCAGCGCUGGCUUUACUGCCAUCGAACUCGGAUUCCCGGAUCUACUGGCUUUCGCCUCGACCUACAUGAAGAGAGAGGUCGGAGCUUACGAUUAUGAUGAUCUGGUCAUUUCCGCAAAGGUCGUCAAGGCCAUGUGCGACGCAAAGAAACUGAAGGUCCUCAUCCUGCAGCCCUUUGCCAACUUCGAGGGUUGGCAGGAAGGAAGCGACGAAAGGAAGGAUGCAUUCACUCGUGCUGAGGGUUGGAUCAGAAUCAUGGAAGCUGUCGGAACAGACAUGCUGCAGGUUGGCUCCUCAGACACACCCGCCGAGAAGAUCGGUACCGAUCGCAAUCGCUUCGUUAGUGACUUGCAACAACUCGCCGACAUGCUCGCAAAGAAGAACUUCCGCAUGGCCUACGAGAAUUGGUGCUGGUCGACCCACGCACCUACAUGGAAAGAUGUAUGGGAUAUCGUACAAAAAGUCGACCGACCAAAUGUCGGCCUCUGCCUUGAUACGUUCCAGUCCGCUGGAUACGAGUGGGCAGAUCCCACCACUGAGUCUGGGUUGGUAGACAAGCCCAAAGACCAGCUGGAAAAGGAGUGGAAGCAGUCAUGCGAAGAGCUCGCUCGCGCCGUACCAGCAGACAAGAUCUUCUUCCUACAAAUCAGCGAUGCAUACAGGCCUAAGCAGCCGUUCGACAAGGACGUCGACGAGUCUGGUACCCGUCCCAGAGGUCGUUGGAGCCACGACUUUAGACCGCUCCCCUUCCAAGGAUACCUUCCAGUCGUCGACUUCACGAAGGCUGUCUUGAAGACUGGAUUCAAGGGCUACUUUUCGUAUGAAGUCUUCGAUGGCGGUCCGGAUGGCAAAGGCAAGGACUACGAGCUUCAAGACUUUGCCAAUGAGGCGAUGGCUACUCAGCAGAAGCUUCUUGAGGCUUGUCGCGAAGCCUAG